ACCCUUGUUUUAACAAUCAGAUUUCUCACUGGAUUAGCAGGGUAUGCCUAUUUAUUUACACUACCAUUACUUUUUCAACUGGUAUUGGGGGAUAGCCCUUCCAAAGCCGGACUUCGUCUUGCUUUACCGUCCUUGUCUACACCUAUGGGAGGAUUGAUUUGUGGUAUUCUGAUGCUCCAACGUGUUCGUGUAGGACGCCUACUUUUUUUGGGAGUGCUUCUCAUGGCUUUAGGAUAUGUUCUUAGUUUGUUUAUAUAUCCUGGCAUAUCACCAAUACUACUGGGUCUAUUUUUGAUUCCAGCCAACGUUGGGCAAGGUAUGGGAUUUCCAAGUUCUCUAUUUUCAUUCAUUUUUGCGUUUCCUCAAGAUUCACAUGCUACAUCUACAUCAACGCUUUAUUUGAUUAGAAGCAUUGGUUCAUUGUUUGGCGUAGGCGGGUUGUCAGCGGUCAUUCAAUCGACUCUUAGGAAAAAAGUAUUCACUGACUUGUCAGAAUUCAUUGAUCUCAAUGAAAACCAGAUUCGAAAGGUUAUACAUAAAGUUACCAAAUCCAUGUCUUCUUUAUAUGAUUUACCAGAGGCUAUUCAGAAGAUUGUAUUAGGUGAUUAUACUUUUGCCAUUCGAAAAGCACAACAGUUUACGAUGAUUUGCUGCAUCAUUGCCCUUGUUUUAUGUAUUUUGAAGGACGUAAUAAAACCAAAGAUGCAUUCUGGAUUUCACGAUAAGAUUUUGCGGACAGUCUUUCACGUCGACCAGCAACGAUAAAAAAAGAAAUGUAAGUACGGAAAAGUUUAAAAAUAAUAAUAAUGGUGGAAGAAAAAUGAAUUGCUUGCG
This is a messenger RNA of Schizosaccharomyces cryophilus OY26, 834 nucleotides long. RefSeq lists its product as uncharacterized. The transcript has a single exon. Lineage: Eukaryota; Fungi; Ascomycota; Schizosaccharomycetes; Schizosaccharomycetales; Schizosaccharomycetaceae. Gene Ontology annotation, cellular component: fungal-type vacuole membrane. The annotation marks the transcript as partial. The record is from RefSeq and is a predicted model, not a curated record. Gene Ontology annotation, biological process: transmembrane transport; basic amino acid transport. Gene Ontology annotation, molecular function: basic amino acid transmembrane transporter activity.